Messenger RNA from Chlamydomonas reinhardtii, 2024 nucleotides. RefSeq lists its product as uncharacterized. NCBI's taxonomy places the organism in Eukaryota, Viridiplantae, Chlorophyta, Chlorophyceae, Chlamydomonadales, Chlamydomonadaceae. The transcript is spliced from 6 exons. The record is from RefSeq and is a predicted model, not a curated record. The coding region runs from base 106 to 1560 and encodes 484 amino acids. Gene Ontology annotation, cellular component: preribosome, large subunit precursor. Gene Ontology annotation, biological process: ribosomal large subunit biogenesis.
CUUUACCUCGGCCCCUCUUACUGACGCUUUCGCAAGGGAACCCUAAAGAGCCCUGAGCUUGUCUUUUUCAUUCAAUUUACCUCUCUGAACGUGCAUUCAACAGAAAUGGCCGCUACCGACGCGGCCAGGGCCCAGACGGGCUUCUAUUGCAGCACAUCUGGCACUUACUUUGCCGACAAGGAGUCGUUGACAGAGCACUAUCGCUCAGACUUCCACCGAUACAACCUCAAGCGCAAAGUUGCGGGCCUCCCGCCAGUCACGAAGGAGUGGUUUGAGGCGCGCAAGGCCCAGCUCUCCUCCACGGCCGCCAGCGCCACCGCCGCCGCGCCUGUGCAGCGGGUAUGGGUUGACCCGCUAACAAAGAAGAAGUUCAAUACCGAGAACACGUAUCAGGUGUUCGUGGGGUCGAAGAAGUACGCGGAGCUGGUCCGCAAGUCGGGGCAGCCCGCGCCCGAGCCCGUCAUCGUCACGCGCCAGCCGGACGGAGCGCCGCAGCCGCAAGAAGCCGACGGCGGCUCCGCCGCUGGCCCCCCGGUCGCCAAGCCCGCCGGCUUCAAAGUUGUGGCUCCCUCCGGCGGUCUGCCGGGUGUGGCGGAUGCCGAGAUGUCGGACGCCGGCGCAGCCUCCAGCUCGGCCGCCGCGGCCGCCCACGGCAAGCAGCAGCAGCAGACGAAGAAGGGGCCGUGGCGGCAGCGGAAAGGGGAAGAGGAGGAAGAGGACGACGAGGACAGUGGGUGGGAGACGGCGUCGGACGACGAGGCGGCGGAGCUGGCGGCGGAGGGCGGCGCGGCAGCGCAGGACGGCGAGGGCGAGGACGGCGGCGAUGAGGAGGAGUGGCCGGAGUGGGACGUGUGCCGCAGCCUGUUUGACAACCACGUGUCGCCCAGCUUCCAGGCCAACCUGGAGUACAUGUUCAAGCGGUUUGGAUUCUACCUGCCCGACAGCCAGUACCUCAAGGACCCCGAGGGGCUGGUCAAGUACCUGGGCGCCAAGCUGCAGGUGGGCGGUGUGCCGCUGGGCACCCGCGGCGACGACGCCAGCGCGCGGCAGUUCCGCAGCCUGCACGCGGUGCAGCGGCACAUGGUGGACACGUGCGCCUGCAAGAUGCUGUACGACGACAACGAGGAGGAGUACGAGGACUUCUACGACUACGACCUGGCCGCAGAGGACGGCGAGGUGGACGAGGCGGGCAACGCGCUGGUGGUGGCGGGCGAGUCGGGCGGGCCCGGCCGCGGCGUGACGGGCGUGGCGGGCUAUGAGCUGGUGGUGGGCGGCAGCGGCGAGGACGGCACCAGCGGCGGCAAGGUGCUGGGGCACAGGGAGUUUGCGCGGCUGUACAAGCAGCGGCCCAAGCCGGAGGACGACCGGCGCAGUGUGGUGGUCAACACCAUGUUGGCUAGGUACCGCGCGCUGGGCGCCCCCACCUCCACGGAUGCGGUGCGGCAGCGCGAGGUGAAGGCGGAGGCCAGCCGCAGCCGCUACGCCGCGCAGGCAAGCCAGCUGAAGAUGAGCAUGAUCAAGAACGUGCUCAAGAAGCUGCCCAAGAACUGCGAGUACUAAAUAACUCAGUACUGCUUGUGUGGGCGGCGGCUGUGUGGUUGUGCGGGUGUGCGGGUGCGGGGGCUGGUGUGUUUGGGGGUAAGGCAUUGUGCUCUUGUGGUGGUGCUGUUGAUGGCGGGGUCUUGAUGUGUUACCGUAGGUCGGCGCAGGGGGGCGCCCGUUAUUCUGGUUGUCCAAGGAGAGCCCGAGAGGUGCUCGAGUUGAUGCGGCGGGCGGGCGGCAAGGUGUAAGUUAAAUUGUGAGGCAGGUGCAGGACUGUAGGCUGUCGAUGGUCGUAUUGUUAGGGCGUGCCCUUGGGGCAUCGGCGCGUUGUUGUGUCGGCAGGUGCAGGCAGGUGUUUGCGAGCGGCUUUUUGGCGCCCAUGUGGCUCUAGUGGUUCGUGGAGCGGUUGGUGCCUUCGAGGCGCAGCGCCCUGGGUUGCGAUUGUGAUUGCGGCGUGCAUAAACGUGUAAGCAGUCUAAUGA